Molecule: messenger RNA, 4203 nt
Organism: Strongylocentrotus purpuratus (purple sea urchin)
Lineage: Eukaryota; Metazoa; Echinodermata; Echinoidea; Camarodonta; Strongylocentrotidae
Product: cyclin-L1
Exons: 10
Coding region: 34-1626 (530 amino acids)
Biological process (GO): regulation of transcription by RNA polymerase II
Cellular component (GO): nucleus
Molecular function (GO): cyclin-dependent protein serine/threonine kinase regulator activity
Source: RefSeq, a predicted model, not a curated record
AUGCGCUUCAACGUUUAGUCAGCGAUUGCAAGUAUGGCGGACGACGACAAGCCUUCAACUUUAGCGAAAUCGUCAGAAAUAUCCUAUGGAAAUGUUAUUAUUACGCUUGACAAUGUCCUUAUACCUGACGCAAAACUCUCGCAAACCCCUUCUGCCAAUGAUGGCCUGGAAACGGAGACAGAAAUGGAUCUGAGAAUCCUUGGAUGUGAAUUCAUUCAGAUGGCUGGGAUUCUUCUCAAACUUCCUCAGGUUGCUAUGGCUACAGGACAGGUACUGUUUCAGAGGUUCUACUACUCAAAGUCGUUGGUCAAGCAUAACAUGGAGACGGUUGCCAUGGGUUGCAUCAAUCUAGCAUCAAAGAUAGAGGAGGCACCUAGGAGGUUGAGAGAUGUCAUAAAUGUGUUCCAUCAUAUACGACAGAAAAGGAACAAUAAAGCCGCUGAACCUAUCAUAUCCGACCAAAAAUAUAUCAACCUGAAAAAUCAGGUGAUUAAGGCUGAACGAAGAUUACUCAAGGAACUUGGUUUCUGCGUCCACGUCAAGCAUCCGCACAAGAUGAUAGUGACGUACAUACAGGCGCUGGAGUGUGAGUCCAAUACUCAGCUCGUCCGCACAGCAUGGAACUACAUGAAUGACAGUCUAAGGACUGAUGUCUUUGUUCGCUACACCCCAGAGACCGUGGCCUGUGCUUGUAUAUCCCUCUCCGCUAGGCAAAUUGGACUACCUUUGCCUAGCAAUCCUCCAUGGUAUGGACUUAUGGGAGCCACUGAUGAACAAGUAGAAGACAUCUCCCUCAUCAUCCUCCGAUUGUACACCAGGAAGAUCAAAAGCUAUGAAUACUUGGACAAGAAGGUGGAGCGAUGUCGGAUGGUCAUCCAAGAGGCCAAGCUCAGGGCCAAAGGUCACCUGGCGGAGUCCGGAGCCAACAGUCAGGCAGGGACACCCAGCAGCUUCUCACCUCACACAUCAAGACCGAGUUCGCCCAAAUUGAACAACGACUCUCCGAGUGGUCUGCCUAAGAUGUAUAAAGUCAACUCUAAUUCUAUCAAGGAGGAAGCUCACUCUGGAUCGGCCUCAGGAAGCACCAAGAGCAGGGAAAAUGGCAAAGCGGACAAACACAAAAGAACCCCAUCUUCGUCCAUCUCGACCAGGAGCCGAUCUUCAAGUCGUGGUCGAAGAUCCAACAGCCACGACUCUGCCAUGGACAGGCAUUCCUCCCGGGACCGAAGCUCACGGAGCCGGAGCACCUCACCUCGCAAUAACCGCAAACGGCAAUCCAGCAGCAAGCGCAAGAGGGACGACCACAAGCGCAGCCGGCGGGACCGCUCCGUCAGCCCCAAGCACCGCCACGGGCACAAGACGAAACGGAACCGGACCCCGCCCCGAGGCUACAGCAGCCGAAGCAGGUCGAGAUCGAGGAGCAGGUCGCGGGAGCGUCGGCACAAGCGCCACUAUAGUCCAUACAAUGACUCUACCAAAGAAUCCUCCCACUCUCGCCACAAGAGUAGGAGCAAACACAGAAGGGAGCGGUCCACGUCCCGCUCUAGAUCCCCUAUAUCGCGCUCCCGUAAAUCAUCCAAAAGAGACUCUGGGAGAUCCCAUGCCAAUGACCAUCGGAGAAGGUGACGUCAAUUUAUCACUGUGCCUUGAAUGAAGAAUAUGUUGUAUCAUCGAUGUUUAUCAAUGACUUUAUAAUGUGUAAGUAAAGAUAUAAACAGGAUCGUCUUUAUAAUACAGUACCAUUUAUAAUUAAUGUAAAGAUUAAGAUUUGAUGAGAUGAAGGGUAGAAAGUCUGGAUUCUACAUGUUGAGGCGUGCAUUGUCACAUUGCUCAGGAUGAAAAUAACUUUUUUGUGUUUUGUGUGUUUAAAGAAAAUUUGAUAACAUGUUUUUCACCCUUGGUAUCACUUUUUUUUUAAAAGAAAUUGGUAUAUAACAUGUAUCUCUUUAUCAAGAACUGAAAUGCCAAAGGAAGGUAAAGAUCUUGAAAUAUGCUGCUUACUUGAAUCGAAGAAGAAUGUAAUUGUACUAUUUUAACAUACAUGUAGAUCACUCUCUGAAGUGAUAGAAAUUCAUGCAGGACCUGUACUGGUAGUAAUAUAUCUGGAUACAUUGGUAAAUGCAACCAUUAUUUUCAAAUCUUUGUGAACAUUUUCUUCUUUUAGCUACCAGGGAUCUGUUUCACAAAGCCUUUUUUUUCAAUGACAAACGACAAAAAUCAGUGAGAAAUCUGAUGAUAACCAAUCAGAAGCAAGGAUUUCAGUAGCUUAUAACAAAAUCUUACAAUUGUCACUGAUGACAAGUUUUAUGAAAUGCCCCCCCCCCCCUGAUAUCUUUGGUUAGACCUGAAGAGAGGGAGCAGCAAUUUGGAAGAUUGUAUCCUUUAUAAUACCAAAUGCGCUACAGUGUAUUUUCAAAUGUAUAUUUCCCCCUGAAUUUUAUGUUUAACGCACCCUAUGAGACUAUGAACAAGUUUCCCCUCACCCCAUCAAAAAAAAUUGAUAUCAAAUGAAGAAGAAAAGAAUUGUAUAUUAGCAUUUUGUUACUUGUAACAAAUGUUCUAGAUGCGUUAAUCAGGCUAGCAUGAUAUUUGAAAGGGGGGGGGGGAUGGAUUCUAGAAAUAGGAUACACACAAGAUUCUUUCAUUUUUAUAGUAGGGAUAAUUAAAAGAAUCAAUUAAAUCAUGCAGUCUUGUCUGGCACUGUUGCUAUCUGUUUAAGAUUUAAAAUUGUUUCAUUUGUUGAUAAAAGAGAACAUUCCUGUCCUAUAUUCUUAUUUCUCCCCCAUGCAUGAUGUUGUUUCUUUGUGUGGACAGUAGGUAACUGUUUGAUAGCUAUACUAUUAUACUUUGUGCUGUUAUGUUGUGUUAUCUGUUACUUCAAAUGGCAGAUUCAUUAGCAAUGCUGCAGUGGCUUAUAUUCGACAAUACCUCUUAUGUUUACAAUAUUUUAACGGUACUAAUUAACAUAUUAAAUUUACAUAAGGGGAAUGAGAGCGAAACUCGUCUUUGCCCAUAACUUCACAGAAUAUUUUUUUUAAAAAACUUAAAAUAAAGAGAGUAGUAACUAUAUAUAGAUAUUCAUAGACUGGACUGGGAUAACUCCAAAUUUCUUAUUUGUCAGACAGCUGCUUAGCAAUUGAGCAUGAUUAAAAUUUCAUGAGAAAAGUUUUUACCCUGGUUUGUCAUGCAAUUAAAUUAAAUAAUACUUUGGACCUUUGCUAAGACUGCAUGGAUAUGCGUUUUGGAUGUGUCCUGAAUUUAACAAUUAAAAAAAAGAAAAGAAAAUCGAAUUAAAUAAUACUUUGGACCUUUGCUGAAGACUGCAUGGAUAUGUGUUUUGGAUGUGUCCUGAAUUUAACAAUUAAAAAAAAGAAAAGAAAAUUAAAUUAAAUAUUUCUUUGGACCUUUAUUGAAGAACUGCAUGGAUAUGUGUCUUGGAUGUGUCCUCAAUUUAACAUUUAAAGAAAAAAAAAAAAAAAAAGGUUCAUGAUGUAGUAUUGUAUCUAUAGUUAAGAAAGAAGAAAAUGUGUAGUAUUGCUGUUAAUGGCCUGAUCAGAUAUGACGCGAUAAACUGCCUCGGAGAAGAAAAACACCGCUUUAUUUGACAUGUAAAUGAAUGGCAACUCCGCACAUCAAAGGUCCUGUGCAUAUUUACUGAACUCUGCAUUGCAAGAUAGGAAAUGUGAAACGUAUCGCACUUUACAUCAUAAAAAAAUUACCACGUUUUUGCCGCGUCGAAUCUGAACGAGGCUACAACUUGCACUUUGAUCUGCAAAUUUACUCUAAAGUCUGCAUACUGGUAAAAUAUCUGCACCUAUUAGCUACUCUUCAUUGGUUGGAUUGUCCAAAAAUGAAGGAAAAAAUAUGUUUGUUGUCCUCACAAUAAUAUAGUUAUGAAUUCCUGAUCGUUUCUGAUAUUUCUUUUUCCUAUUGUAUUUUUAACGAUGUCGAAGGGUCCCUUCUCUUCCUAUGAUUGUACACGAUAUUUUUAUAUAAAGGUUACUGAAAACAAGUUUGGUCAUAUUAUGUGUCGAACAAAUCAAUGUGUACGGUUAUUUGUUAUGAGUUGAACAUGAAUUUUACUUUUAAGGAGUUUUGUGAAUUGACAAGAUAACUAGUAUUGCUGUUGCCAAGCUGUUUGACUGUAUUGAAUUUUCUUUUGUAAUAAAGUCAUCACUUCCCUUUGUGAAUGAGACAAAUAUA